AUGCAAAAGAACCUGGAAUUCACACUCGGAGGGUUGGAUAAGGAGAUACAGACGAUGCUCAAUCGCAAGAGCGUCCCGAAAUACGAGGGAAUGGGCAAGCAGCUGGUGGGCUUUGGCCGAGCUCCAGGCGAUCUCGGGUAUAUACACGCGCAAAUCAGACACUGUGUGAGACUUGUCAGCGGUAUUCUUUGCGAGUUCGAGCCUGAAUUCACGAAGGGGUACCUGCAUACAAAACCCGAGUGCACAUGCGAUUUCACGCCGUAUUGUGGGCCGGGUCGUGAUAUUGACAUAGCCAUGGAUUCUACAGAUCCCGGGGGUGAGACAGAAGCAUCCACAGACGACGAGGAUGAGCGCUCACAGACAGCGACCGGAUCCUGUUGA
Messenger RNA from Sparassis crispa, 381 nucleotides. RefSeq lists its product as hypothetical. Bases 1 to 381 code for a protein of 126 amino acids. The record is from RefSeq and is a predicted model, not a curated record. The transcript has 2 exons. Lineage: Eukaryota; Fungi; Basidiomycota; Agaricomycetes; Polyporales; Sparassidaceae.